AUGAAAAAUCCAGAUGCAAAGAACCAGACUUUUGGUGGAAAAACAGUGCUGCUAGGAGAUGAGUGUAGACAGAUUUUACCUGUAAUCCCACAAGGUAAUAGAGCUGACACCGUCUUAGCUUCUAUAAGUCAGUUGUAUCUAUGGGAAAGCUGCCAUAAGUUCUCCAAGAAAACAAAUAUGCGAGUAAAUCAGACUGAAAAAGAGUUCUAUGACUGGGUGCUAAAGGUCAGGGAGGAUAAUCCACCGACCGCAGCGACAAAUGAGUAUGAUGAACACCAUGAACAAAUGGUCAUUAUCGAUGAAGAGUUGGUUAAUGAGAUUAAUGAUUGCCCUCUGAAACCAGUAGUGGAAACUGCAUAUGGAUAUCUGAAAGGGUUAAAAGCAUUCCACACCUACGACACUGACAGAGCUAUACUCACACCGCAGAACGAAAAAGUCGACGAAAUCAGUGCUUAUAUCAGUUCCCAUACUGAUGGGGAAUCAAGAGAGUAUUUCAGCUCAGAUAGCUUUGAGAUAUCAGAAACUCAUUCUGAACAAAAUGAUACAUUAUACUCUGCUGAGUAUCUCAAUUCUUUGGAAUUCCCAGGUUUUUCAUCAUAUAAGCUAACACUCAAAAUUGGUGCCCCCAUUAUGCUUAUGCGAAACCUUAAUCAAAAAGGAGGCCUAUACAAUAGUACUAGGCUAAUCCUUACUUAG
Brassica oleracea var. oleracea is the source of this 696-nucleotide messenger RNA. RefSeq lists its product as uncharacterized. Gene Ontology annotation, biological process: telomere maintenance; DNA repair. The transcript has a single exon. Lineage: Eukaryota; Viridiplantae; Streptophyta; Magnoliopsida; Brassicales; Brassicaceae. The coding region runs from base 1 to 696 and encodes 231 amino acids. The record is from RefSeq and is a predicted model, not a curated record. Gene Ontology annotation, molecular function: DNA helicase activity.